AUGCCUCCAAUUCGCUCUCGACGAACCCUUCGCCCGCGCUGGUCGCGUGGCAUCUCCAAGGGAAACGCCGCUGAGCGAGUAUUCAACAUUCCAGAGCUGGUCUCUGAGAUUGUCCACUGGCAGGUCCAGGGACUUGGCGGCUUCAUCUACGAGAAGUCGCGGGGAAUUGGAAGGAAGAAGCAGUGGGUGAGGCCAACGAAGUUUCGGCCAUGGACAAUGGGCCUGGGAACCAAGCGGGGGUCCUAUGUGGAGGACCAGGCGGGUUAUCUAUGGCAAUGCUCGGCCCUUAACCGGGUCUGGUAUACACAGAUAAUCCAACGGCAACGGACCUGGAAGAACACUAUGGGUGCGAUGGACACGCUGGCCGUGCCUCGCUCACUAGACGUGAUCUUUGCAAAGGUCCCCGCCCAAUUCCACCAACAGUACGCUGACCAAGUUGAGUUGGCCUCGCUGGUCACCGUCGACGCCGGGGACGCCCGUGCUGCGGGAUGUUCUCGCGACUCUGACAUUCGGAGCCUUAUGGAUGGUGCGCAUAUCCCGCGCCUCCAGGGCGAAUCCGUCACCGUCCUCUCCAUCAGUAGCUAUGGCGGAAGUCAGCCGGAAUGGAGAUGGCCUCUCCACGGGUUGCCCGAAGAUUGGGCAAAGUUGUUCAGACGGAUUUCGGUUCUCUUUCCGAAUCUCAAGAAAGUCGAGAUCGGACACCAUGUCCUUGUCGGCGACAAGGUUGUCAAAAGCUUCGCUCGUCGGCACCCAGCCCUUUGGACCCUUGAGCGGCGCAUUUUCGGGCGUUCAAUUAUGGCCUUCGACCUCCUCGAAGAAUCUUCUCGAAUCUGA
This is a messenger RNA of Penicillium concentricum, 834 nucleotides long. RefSeq lists its product as uncharacterized. The transcript has 3 exons. The record is from RefSeq and is a predicted model, not a curated record. Lineage: Eukaryota; Fungi; Ascomycota; Eurotiomycetes; Eurotiales; Aspergillaceae. The coding region runs from base 1 to 834 and encodes 277 amino acids.